This is a messenger RNA of Racocetra persica, 171 nucleotides long. Lineage: Eukaryota; Fungi; Glomeromycota; Glomeromycetes; Diversisporales; Gigasporaceae. The record is from the annotation of a GenBank genome assembly.
AAUAAAUGGAAAAGCAUUGCUGGAAGAAAACACAACAGGCAUGAAGAUGAUAAGUUGGAUAGCAUGAAAGUAUCUAUCCUUAAUUGUGCAGGUUCAUUCUUGCAAGAAACGUUAUUACAACCAACAUUCAGUACUAUUGAUAAAAUAGUAGAGGACCAGCAUGAAGAGUAG